This is a messenger RNA of Vitrella brassicaformis, 2326 nucleotides long. NCBI's taxonomy places the organism in Eukaryota, Vitrellaceae. The record is from the annotation of a GenBank genome assembly.
UUUGGGUAAUUUUGGGUCUUUGUCCUGAUGGCCGUCUCCUUUUCUCGACGAAGUCCUCUAACAGGUGAAUGAAGUAUUCAAUGAAUCAUAUGCCAUUCCUGGGAAAAGCAAACGAGCCGAGGAGCUCACCGUCAACGUCAGCUGCCGACGACAGACAUGUGCCGCAUCGGAGAAGGCUGCCGCCAGCUCAUCAGCUGGGUCUUCAGCAGGCCAGCUGGGUCUUCAGCAAGCCCCCGCCGUGGUUCCGCCAUCUCUGCUCCCGCCUGCCCUCGCCCUUCAGCACCGCCACGCCCCAGUACGACAUGACCCUUCCCUGCAAAGCGAGAAGGCCACGAAGACCGGCGGCAAAUGGGGAUUCCCAUCCGCUUUCCUUGAAGACAAGGGCGAGAUGGCAGCCGGCAUCGGCGCGCUCAUCAUCAGAGCACGGAGGAGGGAGGGGCCACAGGAGGGGAAGGAGGUGGCGCUGCGGAUGCGCCCCAAAAGGGAGAUACGGGAGGGCGAGGGCGAGGCGGAUUUCAUGGAGGAGGUGCAAAACGAGAUAAGGGCGCUGGAGGGGGCGAGGGAUCUGGACGGGGUCAUCAACUUGCACGCUGUAAGUAACACUCACUGGUACGGAAAGCAAAGCACAAAGGAGAGCGAGCGUUGCUUGUGUGUUUGAACGUUCAAUGUGUGUGUUGUGUCUAGGCCUACCACUUCGCAUACAUAACCUACUUAGAGAUGGAGUUACUGUCGGCAGAGAGGCCCCUGAGCCGGCUCGCCAGCCGGCACCUCGACAGCGAGGGCCGGUCGGUGCUUUCGGAGACCCAGGCGGUCGAGUGGAUGGCGCCCGUGGCUGACACCUACGCCAAGCUUCUGGAGCGAGGCAUAGACCACGGGUUAGUCCCUUGGUGGGAUGACUGAAUGAAUGCCCUCCAGCUGAGCUGCCCUCUCUCUGUCUGGUUGAUGUGUGCAGCGACCUACACCUCGACAACAUUCAGUACGAUCACCAAGGGCAGGCCAAGUUGAUUGAUGUUGAGCAGGCACAGCUCUACGACCCCCAGCACGUUAGCAGGAUUGAUGGAUAGAUGGAUGGAUGCAUCACUCUGUUCUCUCUAUCUGUGCGCGUCAUCUGAUACAUGUAUUACUAUGCAGACCCGGCUGCUCAGCACAGGGCCCAACCCGAAAGGCGUGCGCUACUUCCAGGCCUCGAGGUCAGCUGCACCGCACGUGGGCAGUUAGUUCAGCCGAUGUGUAGACUACCCAUCUGUCUCCCCAAUAUAUACAUUGUGUCUCCCUGCCUGUUGCCUGCUGUGCAGACGUACAGCCCCCACCGUCUGUUCGACCCAGACAAGGCGACGGUCUAUGCCGUGGGGCGGAUGGUGCGGAUGUUGCUGGAGUACGGCCACGAUCCAGCGACCCUCGACCCUCUGUCGGCACCGGUGAGUGAGGGAGCGCGGGGAACCGGUCAGACGUGUGUCUGUUGCUGGAUGGAUCUUUUCGCUGCAGUUUGGUCCGAGCCCGCUCCGCCGCAAUGUGUCGCCCACGGCAGCCGACCUCAUAAACCGCACGACGGCCAUGAGCCCCUCUGCGAGGCCGACCAUGGCGGAAGUGCUGGCGCACCCAUGGUACACACACACAGAAAGACAGACACACACACACACACACGAGAGAGAGAGAGAGAGAGAGAGAGGGAGAGAGAGACAGGAAGUAGCAUACACGAAAGCUUACACAUAAUUCAUUAGGAGCGCUCCUGUGUGUGUUCCCUAUGUGCAGGUUCCGCCAGGGCGCCGUGGCCCCCCCGUACGCCACGCCAACCCAGCUGCCCCAUCACCCAUCAGCACUUUCGUGACGCCACUGAUGCCCGUCCCCGCCGCGCCCCUCCCCAUGAGGCUGCCCGCACCAGCUGCCGCUUGCACACAUGUACCCAUCCCCACUCGAGUGGCCGCCCCUCUCGCAUUCCCCUGCCGCGCCCAGGUCCAUCCGCUGCCGAUCGCGCACAUGCCGCCGACGAUGGUCGGCAUAGUCCGAGCCUAGGCAUGGUGACUGGCGCUCUCCUCGCCCCCAGAGCAGAGAGGAGGAGCAGAGAGGAGGACGAAGCCCACUAGACCCCGAAGAGGAGCAAGGCAGAGCGGAGGGAAUGAUGGCGUGUGUUGGACGCGGGGAGGGUGGAAAGGUGGGUGGUUUUUGAGAGACAGACGCUUGUUGAGCUUGAGAGAGUGAGAUGUUUGUGUCGGGCGGUCGAUGGAUGGGUUGAUAGGAUCUUUGUUUGGGAUCCCCCAUGAUUGAGUUGGUGAUUUCUCGGCUGUUUCUGCUCCUUUUCGGAUGAGCGAGCGUGUAUCGGACUACA